Penicillium malachiteum is the source of this 852-nucleotide messenger RNA. RefSeq names its product velvet factor family protein. The record is from RefSeq and is a predicted model, not a curated record. Lineage: Eukaryota; Fungi; Ascomycota; Eurotiomycetes; Eurotiales; Aspergillaceae. The transcript has a single exon. Bases 1 to 852 code for a protein of 283 amino acids.
AUGCCUCAUGGCUUCGACAAACUGCUAAAUCAUUCACCCGAGCCCGAAUCAUCUCCAUCUCCAUCUCCAUCUCCACCACCACCACCACGAGUUGAAUCGACUCAACCAAGGUAUCACCUUCAUGUCCGUCAACAACCCAUAGCUGCACGAGCAUGUGGUGCAGGAGACCGAGAUAGACGUCCAAUCGACCCUCCACCAAUCGUCCAAAUUCUACUUUCAGACUUUGACCCAGAAUCAGACAACGACAAAGAGAUUCUCCAAGAUCCAAGAUUCACAGUCGGAUGUCUAUUAUUCCCAGUAGCAGACGCACACAGCAGACCACAACCACCAAUCCUAGAACCCGAAGAAAACGACCGAGAAAGAGAUGGUGUUGCACGCGCUGACGACGAUUUCUCCACACCAUUAUUGUCCGGAAAAGCAUUCAUGUCACCAUUCUACGUGGACGCAGAUCCCGAUCCAAAUUCCGCACCAACACAUCCCUCCUCAGCAGAUGCCCACCAAAAUAACCCAUUUAAUCCAUUCACAAUCCAACCACCCCCGAAUCCAAAUUUACGAAAUGCGUCAAAAUUACACCAACCAGCCACAUUCUUCAUCUUCGCAGAUCUCUCAAUUCGCACGGCGGGGUUAUAUCGAUUACAAUUCCGACUUAUGAAUUGGGGUUCCGUCGAAGAUACUGGUCAAGCUAUGCCUAUACUAGCAGAAGCUUGGUCUGAUCCGUUUCGGGUUUAUCCAGCGAAGGAUUUUCCUGGGAUGAGGGAUUCGUCGAUUUUGGCGGAGGGGUUGAAAGAGUUAGGGUUUGUGGAGUUGAAGACAAGAGGCAAAGGGAAAGGGAAAGGGAGGAAGAGAGUUUAA